Messenger RNA from Desarmillaria tabescens, 4014 nucleotides. Its product is annotated as P-loop containing nucleoside triphosphate hydrolase protein. The transcript has 21 exons. Gene Ontology annotation, cellular component: intracellular anatomical structure. The record is from RefSeq and is a predicted model, not a curated record. Lineage: Eukaryota; Fungi; Basidiomycota; Agaricomycetes; Agaricales; Physalacriaceae. The coding region runs from base 1 to 4014 and encodes 1337 amino acids. Gene Ontology annotation, molecular function: helicase activity; RNA binding.
AUGGCCAAGAAGAAAAAGACGCAGGUGAAGCCUGUCGCCCGGGGUUUUGCGACGACCUCCGUCCCCAAGAAGGUCGAGAAAGUCGUCGAAUCAGAGGAAGUUGUGGACAGUCUACCUGCCACAGAAUUACCUCCAGAACAGCCGGAAGCACAAGAAGUUGUUAAGAAAGGAGGAUCCGAGAAGGUGCCAGUGGACGAGUUCGACCCAGAGAAGGUGGAAGAACAGUCGCUUCAGAACCUUGUCGAUAGACUCCAAGAAAAAACAGAAAAAGAUAUAGUUAGAACUGUGAAGGCCGUAGAACAGGAGAGACGUUAUUCCAAAACACUUCCCAGCCUAGAGCUGAACCCCGUUCUCGUUGAACGUAUUCUUGAUCUCGCCCUGGACUCCACAUCUUCAGAAGGGAAACGACAAAUAGAUGAACCAGAAGACAAGGUUGUUGCCAAGCUUGCUAUCACUUACGGUGUUCUUCGUCGCCUCGGUUUUUCUGAGGAAAGGGUUAUCGAAUGUCUUGAAGCCAUACCUGGUUUUGAACUAGAACAGGCUUACGACUGGCUCUAUUUGCAUUGCUCUGAGGAUGAACUAGCUGAGAAACGUUCUGACAAUUCCGUGGAACCUCGCGGCCCUCAGACGCCGAAGAAGGGGAAAUCUUCAAGGACCCCUCAAACUCCACGAACGCCCCGGACACCUGCAGAAUUUCAGGCAACCCCUCCUACUAUCGCGCCCCCCACCAAAUCUUCCAAGCUCGAUGUGAAUGCCCCCAUAUUUGUUCCAUCCAGCGGCGCGCGCGCUUCUGUCGGCAACGAGAAUCGAGAUAGCGACAAUGCUCAUCGACUUUCCUUAAUAGACGGACAGGAUGACGACGAUGACGACGCCAAUGCAGAAUAUGUCCGCCUGAGGUUACGUCUCGAUACUUUAAAUCCUCGUAGCCAGGAUGCUGUCGAAAUAAGCAAGAUCAAGUGUCGCUUGAAUGCUUUGAAGAGUAAUUAUUUCUUCGACGAGAUGACCGCCGUCGUUGAAUAUCAUAUCGAGCGAGACAAGGUCGCCGUGAACACUCUCGACGCACGCCUCCGCGGUGAAAUCUCUUCACCACUCCAAGCUGAGAAGAAAUCUCCUCCAAGUAUCCAGACGCCUGUUGCUGUUGCAUCCGAUGUAUUUGACGAAGAUGAUGGUGACACGGAUGGAGGUAUACUUGGUCUUCUCGAGGAGAUUCCAGCAACAGAAACAACCACACAAGGAACCAUCGUCACUGUUAGAGCUAUGCCUCUACCCAAGCAUUGGUCGGGCCGUACUCCGAAAUCUUUGCUCUCAGACACUGUCGCCAAAGCCGACCGGUAUGCCGUCAUCACGUUCAGCAUUAUUUCUGGUGCUAGUCGCGCUAAGAGGGCAGCCGUCAACAUUCGAUGGCGGGGCAAAAAAACUGACGAGUGGUCAAUGGAGUCGGUCGCCUGUCACGAUGAAGGCCAAGCGGAGCAAUAUGUCGCCACCCUGGCCCUCCACGCCAUCGCUUUCCCUCCUGCUGAUGGCUUUGCCUCAGGAACUUCCGCUGUUGCUGGUCAAACCUUCUUUCGCUUGCUACCCGCAGUAUUUCGAGAUCUUUGGGACGAACUCGAGAUGGCCAGAAAGGCUGAGGAAGAUUCUAUCAACCGGCGUAUUUGGAACAAAUUAAGAACCAUAGUUGAACCAAAAUUGCAGGUACCAAGCAAGGUUCAACGGAAUACACUUCCUAUCGCUGGGUAUCGCGAGGAUAUUCUCGCGGCUCUGGAUCGAUCACAGGUCCUGGUGCUCAGUGGUGAGACCGGAUGGGAGUUAGGAGAUUUACCUGGUGCUGUGGGCACCUUAAAUUCUCUUGUAGGAUACUCCAUCCGUCUCGAAAGCAAUACUACUAGAAACACCCGCCUUGCGUUUGUUACUAACGGAAUCGCCCUGCGAAUGCUUGAAGGCGGUACCGGACAAGGUGGACAGGGCACAGCUUUUGACGAACUAACGGUUCAUGAACGUACCAUCGAAUCCGACUUUCUCCUCAUUGUCCUUAAGUCGCUACUACAACAACGAUCCGAUCUCCGAGUUAUACUGAUGUCUGCCACUGUUGACGCCGUGAAGAUAUCGGAAUUUUUUGGAGGAUGUCCCACACUUCAUGUUCCAGGGCGCACGUAUCCUGUUGAGGUCAACUAUCUUGAGGAUGCGGUCGAGUUCACCAAAUGGUCAAUAUCUGAGAAUUCUCCGUACGCACGACGUUUGCAUGAUACUUUUUAUCGUGGCAAGAAUCGUGUUGACUGGUCAGAAGAUUUAGCUGGAGUCGACGACGACGAUUCUGACGAUGUUCAUGAAAAUGUAAAACUUGGCAAGAAGUACUCUCCAAGCACUGUGAACACUAUCAACCUUCUGGACGAGCGUCUUAUUCCUUAUGAUCUCAUUCUUUGCCUUCUCGAGCGGAUAUGUUUCCAUGAUGCUGCUUACAUGUCUUAUUCGUCUGCGAUCUUGGUUUUCAUGCCCGGGAUUGGAGAAAUUCGUCGCCUCAACGACUUAUUAACAGAACAUCCUUACUUCGGCAGUGAUGACUUCCGGAUUUAUCCUUUGCAUUCGACACUUUCCAGUGAAAACCAGGGCGCGGUCUUUGAUAUUCCCCCGUCGGGCGUCCGGAAAAUUGUCAUUGCCACUAACAUCGCGGAAACUGGCAUUACAAUCCCCGACAUAACAUUCGAUGAAAAACGUCAGAUCAGUAGGCUUGUGGAAACCUUCAUCGCCAGGAGCAAUGCAUCGCAACGGCGUGGUCGGGCGGGCCGCGUGCAAAGUGGAUUGUGCUUCCACCUCUUCACCAAAGUUCGCCAUGAUACUCAGAUGGUCGACCACCCCCUUCCAGAAAUGAUGAGACUAAGUUUGUCGGACUUAGCACUUCGGAUAAAGAUUAUGAAGGUGAAUCUCGGGACCUCGAUUGAAGACGUUCUUUCUCGAGCAUUGGAUCCCCCCGCAUCUAUCAACGUUCAGCGCGCCAUCUCGAUGCUUGUUGAGGUGCGCGCGUUGACGACCUCAGAGGAAAUCACUCCUAUGGGUCGCUUGUUGAGCAAGCUGCCCACAGAUGUACACCUUGGGAAAUUCCUACUAUUAGCAACUCUUCUGCGCUGCCUAGAUCCCGCUCUUACCAUUGCGGCGGCUUUGAACUCAAAAUCUCCUUUUAUCACGCCGAUGGGACUCGAGCAAGAGGCUGAUCGCGCGAAAGCUACCUUCAAAGUUGACAAUUCUGAUUUCCUUACCAUACAUAAUGCGUUCUCAAGUUGGCGAAGAGCUUGCGGGAGCCCAGGAGGGGCGAGAAAAUUCUGUCGAGUCAAUUUUUUGAGCCAUCAGAACUUACAGCAGAUCGAGGAGCUCCGUAACCAGUUUCUAGGGUAUCUGAUUGACUCUUCAUUCAUUCAAGUCGAUAGGAGCUUCGUUCGAGAGCUUAGCCGGGCGCGUUAUGUUCGAAAUCGAAUGCGAUUCAUCACGGUUCCGCCUGAGCUUGACAGUAACUCCAAUAAUACAGCACUCUUCAAUGCUGCUCUAGUUGCCGGCCUCUAUCCAAAAAUAUUGGCGGUCGAUCCCACUACGAAUGAGAUGCGGACGAUAUCAAACAAUCAGCUAGCCGCUUUCCACCCUUCUUCCGUUAAUUUCGGUCGGAAGCCUGGCGAUCUAGGAGCUAACCAUCUUGCUUAUUUUACGCUAAUGCAUUCAAAGAAGCUGUACGCAUGGGAAACGACACCCGUUGAUGACCUGGCUAUUCUACUGUUAUGCGGAGAAUCCGAAGCAAAGCUCAUUUCAGAUACGUUUUCUAUCGAUCGAAAAAUCAAAUUCCGCGUCGCACCCAAGACCAAUAUUGCCCUCAAACAUCUGCGGACGCAAUUAGCUGCCGUCUUAUCACAACAGUUGCGAGGUAAGGUGCUCAAUGAGAGCCAGAUUCUUUGGAAUGAGAUGGCGCUAUCGGUCCUGGGUAAAGUCAAGGUAGAAGACGAGAAUGAAGUGUCUAUCUCCAUAGUUGUGUAA